Prunus mume (Japanese apricot) is the source of this 821-nucleotide messenger RNA. The record is from RefSeq and is a predicted model, not a curated record. Lineage: Eukaryota; Viridiplantae; Streptophyta; Magnoliopsida; Rosales; Rosaceae.
AACUCUCGCACUUUCCCUCCUAAACGAAUCGUUUUACCACCAAAGUCUCGAGAGAAAAAUGGAAACCGCGAAGGGGUUCAGAGGAAGAAUAGGCGGAAGGAGGAAGAAGGCAGUGUCAAAGUCGGUCCGAGCUGGGCUUCAAUUUCCGGUGGGUCGGAUAUGCCGUUUCAUGAAAGCUGGUCGCUACGCCGAUCGGAUCGGAACCGGGACUCCGAUUUACAUGGCUGCUGUUCUUGAAUAUUUGGCUGCUGAGGUUCUGGAGUUGGCGGGGAAUGCGGCACGUGACAACAAGAAGACUCGGAUCAGCCCGCGGCACGUGCUAUUGGCAGUGAAAAACGACGAGGAGCUGGAGAAGCUUUUGAAAGGAGUGACCAUAGCCAGUGGCGGUGUGCUUCCGCAGAUAAACCCAGUUUUGCUUCCAAAGGAGACGACGUCGUCCAAAGCCUCUUCCAAGGCUCCCAAGCUCGUCAAUCCCACCACCAACAAAUCGUCUUUUUCUGCUGCUGUAGAAAAUGCUCCCGACUUUGGGAAUGAGGCAAACGACGCCGCUUCGGAUGUCGCCGACAAUGCGUCUCCCAAUUCACCACCCAAGGAAUUGGCCUCAAGCCCCUCUUCUGGUGUUUCUGCUGUAUCAGCAACUACAUAAAUCUCAGUAGGGAACUAUAGGAAUGAAAAGUUUUUUAGUCAGAGUAGUGCACAAAUGGAAACUGAUAGUGGGUUGGGUAUAUCUGACAGAAACUUCAAAUGGAAAGUUUCUUAUUUUGUGAAUAAAAUUUAAAUGCAAUCUUCUUAUGGUGAUCAAUUGAAAUUUGGAAUGCAAA